AUGAAGGCGACGGCACAGCUCUGUCUCCCUGGAUGCGGAGUGGGCCUCGUUGCGAUGAAGGGGGCCAAAGAGACGGCCAGCGAGGUGUCAGGCUCCGCAACACCACCCUCAGUCUCCACCAGAGGGAGCUCGAGCGAUCUUCUACCGGAUGAGCAGAUGGAGGAAGGGCUCAGGACCAUCCUGCCAGGUCCAAGUGAUGGCAAACUUGGGAGAAAGUCGGGCGGGAAGAAGAGCCUGGGCCAGAAGAAGUCUCACCGAAAGGGCGCAAGGAAGUCCAAGUCCAUCAGCGACUUGCUCGAGGAGCGACGGCAAGAGGUACAGAGCAGCCAGCAUGAGUGGUGGACCUACAAGUUCGCCAAGGUGGUCUCCUGGGUGGUCUUGGGUCUCUUUACGGCGGCCUCCGUGCUGCUGGUGGCCUUGUGGGCCAGGCACGAGCAUGAGGAGUCCUACGUGGUCACCUUGUUCGUGAUGGCCAUCGCGGCGAUGGCCUACUUCGCCAAGGUCACGGGCAUGGGCGAGGCGCAGAUUCGAGGCAAGACCAUCCCAGUCAUCCGCUACAUCGAUUGGAUCGCUACGACUCCCCUGAUGCUUUAUGAGCUUUGCACGAUUGGCGGCGCGGAGAAGCACACCAUAAUCAUCGUCAUCGGAAGCGAUAUCCUGAUGCUGGUGGGCGGCAUUGUCAGCGCCAUGAUUGUCCCCAAGGGCAAGGUGAUGCAGAAGUAUGCCUGGUUUGGCAUAUCCAUCUUCUUCUACAUCCUAAUGGUUGUGGCGCUGGAGGUAGAUGUUUCCUACGGCACCGUGUUGGAGCGUCCGCCAGAUGUGCAGCGGCUCUUCAAGCAGCUGUCUUGGCUGACAGUGAUCUCGUGGACGGGAUAUCCGAUUGUGGUCCUUCUAGGCCGGGCUCAUGCCGGCUUGAUCUCGAAAGGGAUGGAAGACGCGCUGCUGUGCAUCCUCGAUUGCAUCUCGAAGAUUGGGAUGGAGUUUUUUGUUGUCUUCACGUGCUCAGCCCACGGAGCGCAGUGCCACGCACAUGGCUCGGAGCCCUUGGAGGGCGGCCACCACGGCCUCGACGGCCACCACUGA
Molecule: messenger RNA, 1083 nt
Organism: Symbiodinium natans
Lineage: Eukaryota; Dinophyceae; Suessiales; Symbiodiniaceae
Source: the annotation of a GenBank genome assembly